GAAGAAGCUGAAAAACAAAUCGGAUAUUUUUUUAAAAAAAUACGAGAAUAAUUUGGCGAGAACAGAAAAUAUAUCUGAGCUCCAUUAAAGAUUACGUUAUUUUGCUUCACAGAGCGAAAAAAGAAGGUCCAGAAUAUAUUGCCGUCAACUUCAGUAAUAAAAUGCAUCUACCACUAUUACAUUUAAGAAUUUCAAAGAGCGUCGUUGUGAAGGAUCUUUCGGCUGUUUUCGAGGCUUGUAAGGCGUCAGGAUAUUCUUGCUGUAGUUGAUAAUAAAGGUGGCGCGGUUCGAACCUGCGUCUCGAAAAGGGACUCGAUUCCAUUUUCUUUAAAAUAUCCGCGGCAAGCUGAAAGAACUUCGGGCGCUUCGCAGUCGAGGGAGAAAAGGUUAAAAAGAAAUAGCUAGAAACAGCGUGAAGGCUUCUGUAAAUUCCUUUUUAAUGUGGAUCGUCGUUUUGUGGAAGCAUUGAUAGCUUGUCGUGGAUAUUUAGGGUGAAAUCUGAAUAUUUUGUGUUGCCAGAGCUUUAUAAAGAUUCGAACGCGAGACAAAGAGGUGUGCAAGAAUGUCGAAUGGAUUAAGUUUUGAGCAAAAUAAUGAAGGGUGGGCAAUGGCUUUGUCUCGUAAGGGCUCAAACAGGCCAAGGGGUGGGGCAUCGUCCAAUGCUUAUGCUCCCGACCGUCCUGGAGUUGGGUUUUUCAAAGGGAAAGCAGGGUAUGACAAUGGUGAUGACCAGAAGCCUGCUCGUUGGGGUGAUAUCCCUAAUGGAGAGAGUGCAAAGCCUGCUCGACGAGGUGAUGGCCUUAAUGUUGCUCAGAACCACGGUUACAAGCAGCCGGGAUGGAGAGAUGCCGGGAAAACUCAGCAGAAGAAUGGAAUUCCUGCUACUACUGCUGCUACUGCCACGACUUCAUGGAGUGGUGGUGGCAGGGGACUAAGCGGCAACCUAAAUCAGGCAUGGCAGAGCCAGCCCAAACCUUUAAAUUGGGGAUCCUCUACUGCUUCUGCAAAGACAACAAAUGUGCCUCCCCCUCUUGCAAAUGGGCGGAAAUGGGGAAGCCCCAGUGGUGCCAGUUGGAGUUCUGUAGUGGCACCCGCUGUGGUAAAAGGAGAGGGGAGAAGUGGAGGGGCAAAUGAGAACGGAGAGAGUUCUGAAUUGGGUGGAAAAGUUUUGUCCCAACUUCUUCCUUUUGAAAUAUCAGGGCCACUGCCACAAUGCAAUGCUGGGGAUCAGUCCAGUGAAGGAGAAUCAGAAAUUGAACAUUUGGACAGCGAGGAGGAUUGUGUGAGCAGCGAUGGAUUUGAUUCUGAUGACGAGGAUGUAAGUCAUGAGACAAUGAAGAAGAAUAAAUGGUUCAAGGGCUUUUUCGAAACCCUUGACAGCCUGACUGUUGAACAGAUAAAUGAACCCGAAAGGCAAUGGCACUGUCCAGCCUGCAGUGGGGGUGUGGGAGCAAUUGAUUGGUACAGAGGUAUGCCGCCCAUCUUGACCCAUGCAAAGACAGUCACAUCCAAGAGAGUGAAGUUACACAGGAAACUGUUAGAAGUCUUGGAAGAAGAGUUGAGAAGGAGAGGAGCAUAUGCAAUAUCUGAGGAAAUGGUUGGCAAGUGGAAGGGUUUGCAAGAGCCCAUGAUUGAUCGAGAGAUUGUUUGGCCCCCCAUAGUCAUUGUUCAGAACACAAUCCUUGAUCAAGAUGAAAAUGAACAGUGGGUUGGGAUGGGUAAUAAAGAACUACUGGAUUAUUUUAAAGGAUACAAAGCCAUGAAGGCAAGGCAUGCAUAUGGCCCUAAGGGGCAUCGUGGAAUGAGUGUACUUAUAUUUGAGGAAACGGCAAUGGGAUACUUGGAGGCUGAACGCUUACACAGGCACUUUUUAAAGGAAGGGAGAGGGAAAGAUGAUUGGGAGCGCCGUAAGAUAUUGUUUCAUCCUGGUGGACAACGUGUACUUUAUGGUUACUAUGCAACAAAUGAGGAGAUGGAGAUUUUUAACAGACACUCUAAAGGGAAAGCAAGGUUGAGGUCUGAGAUGAAGUCGUAUCAUAAAAUGGUUGUCGAAAAAAUGAAACAAAUGGAUGAAGACAAUCAGAAGCUGAUUUACUUUAGGAGUAAAGUUUCUAAGGAACAAGAACACAGUAAAACUUUGGAAGAAACAGUCACUCUGGUCUCAUCAAAGUUGCGAAUGAGAGAAUCUGAAAUUAAAAUUGUUAGAAAGAGAGCUGUUGAGCAGCAUGAAGAAAACAAAAAAGAGAUGGAUUACCUUGAGCAGAGUUAUAGAGAACAAAUAGAUCAGUUGAAUGUAGAUAUUGCUCAAAGAGAAUGUGAACUAGAAAAGAUGCAGGAACAGUUCAAGGCUUCCCACCUACAUCGCUGUCAUCAGCUUGAAGUUGAUUGUGCAAAGCUUCCAAAGGAUAAUAAAGUUGAUGAUGACAAACAGCUGGAAGAACAAAUCAAGAUCAAUGAGGAGAUUGCAAGACAUACAACAAUUGUCGAAACCAGUGUAAGAGAUUCUGAAGAAUAUGAACGUGAGCGGCAAGAACUCAUAAAAGUCCAUGACCAAAAACGGAGGGAAAUUAAACUGAGGCUUCUGAAAGAGGAAGUAGCAUUUGAGAAGGAAUUAGAACAAGAGAGGAUCAAACUUAUGGAGAAGUAUGCAAAGAAAAGAGAAGAAGCAAAUUACAUUUCUGGCUAAUCAAUGAAUGCUUGUAGAUGGUCUCAGAGGAGGAUUAUCUGAACUUAAUGGUUUAUGCUGGAAUGCUAUUGAGUGGUUUUAUUUGCCUCAAACUACUUCUGGAGAAGUAAUCUUUUUAUAGUUAGGCAUUUUCUUUCUACCUUAAUUCUCAGGGUGAACAAGCUGAAGAAAAUUUUAAAAUAAAAAUGAGUGAAGAGAAAUAGAUUUUGAUGUUCAUAAUUCGGAAAAAGAUUUAUACAAUGGAACUUGCCUUUUUGGAAA
Messenger RNA from Cryptomeria japonica (Japanese cedar), 2947 nucleotides. RefSeq names its product protein SUPPRESSOR OF GENE SILENCING 3 homolog. The record is from RefSeq and is a predicted model, not a curated record. Gene Ontology annotation, biological process: regulatory ncRNA-mediated gene silencing; defense response to virus. The coding region runs from base 563 to 2686 and encodes 707 amino acids. The transcript is spliced from 8 exons. Lineage: Eukaryota; Viridiplantae; Streptophyta; Pinopsida; Cupressales; Cupressaceae.